This is a messenger RNA of Adineta ricciae, 1062 nucleotides long. Lineage: Eukaryota; Metazoa; Rotifera; Eurotatoria; Adinetida; Adinetidae. The record is from the annotation of a GenBank genome assembly.
AUGUCGCAUUCCAAUUCUCUGACUGCCUCAUCCGAUUUCGAAGUCAAUUUUUCGCCAAGGAAAGAAGCAUUGACAUCGAAACUUCGACAAACAUUCAAUGUAGCCGGCAGACGGAACCCUGAAAGUCGAUCGAGAAAACAAUCAGUGCCUGAUCUGACAAAUUUAACUCCUCAAAGUCAGGAACUCAUUUUACGCGCUGUGGACACGAUAAAAAAGGAGGACAGUGAGAGUGUCAUGAGUGCACUGGACGAAAGUCGAGAUAUUCUACGUAAUUCACUCGAAGAAUUCAAACGUGAACAAGCAGAAUACCGAAAACAACUGCAAGAGAUUUCGAAAAUGAAAGAAAACGCAAUGGGAAGACAAAAGGAAAAUUCCAUUCCAUUAUCAAUAUUUAUGAAGCAAAAACGUGAUACGGAAGGUCUAGCUGAUCUUCGGCCAAAUUCCGGCAUGAAUCUCACUUAUCAGGCGUAUUUCGAAGCCUUGUUAACAACCGAUAAAAAUGAUUCGCAGCAUCCAUCGGAUAAAGCGGCAGUGAUCAAAUACAUUCGUGGACGUGAACGGCGAAAACGUGCUGCGGAGAAUAAGAAGAAUCACGAAAUAACAGAAGAUGUUCUGGAAAAACAAACAGCUGAGUUGAUGGGUAAACUCGAUGGAAUGGAUAUCAAACUGGAAAAUGAACGACAACGACAAAAUGAUAUUUUACGUGCUCGAAUGAAUGAAAAGAAAACUAAGAAUAACAAUAUAAUGCAAGCACAUGAAAUCAUCGGACAAGCGAACGAAGCCGAUCUAGCUCGCCAACGUGUCGAACAAUCACAACGUGAGAAAAUUGAAGCACGUUUAUCAGCUGCUCGUGUCCGUCGACCGCCGUCGAACAUGAUCCAUGUGCAAAGUAAUGCUAAUGAGCAUGAUGAUGAUCAAGAACUAGAUAACGAACAAGUUCAAACGACGAAGAAAUCUCUGAAAUUAUUAGAUGAAACUAACGGAUAUCAAUCAGUACGAGCAACAACGCCUGUUUUCGGCGAUGAUGAUACGGACAGAAAAGUGGCCAAUAUUCAUAUUUAA